AUGUUGCGGCACAAUGUCUGGUUGACCCAUCUCCGGUCGACCAAAGCUUAUCUAGUAUCCAGUCUCUCACUAAGAAAGGAGAAGGGAAGAGGGGAAGAGGCCCAGGCAAACGGAAACAGUGGUGAGGCCCAGAGCUUCCUAGCUUACCUCAAGCAUACCGUUCUGGCCUCCCGCUGUACUUAUAGUCGACUGGCGCCUCCAUCAUUUCUCACCCCAGUCGAUCCGUCGAGACGGGGCCAGCCUUGGGCCGAAUCCUCUCAAACAGAACACCUCCACCCCGGACUCUCCUCCAGGCCCCACAUGGAGAAUGCGGGGAUGGAAUGGCGUCUCCCGACAGAGUGGACUUGA
Molecule: messenger RNA, 348 nt
Organism: Penicillium chermesinum
Lineage: Eukaryota; Fungi; Ascomycota; Eurotiomycetes; Eurotiales; Aspergillaceae
Exons: 1
Coding region: 1-348 (115 amino acids)
Source: RefSeq, a predicted model, not a curated record